Contarinia nasturtii (swede midge) is the source of this 877-nucleotide messenger RNA. It is a transcript of the gene Membrin, whose product is annotated as probable Golgi SNAP receptor complex member 2. Gene Ontology annotation, cellular component: late endosome membrane; ER to Golgi transport vesicle membrane; SNARE complex. Gene Ontology annotation, biological process: vesicle-mediated transport; vesicle fusion. The record is from RefSeq and is a predicted model, not a curated record. Gene Ontology annotation, molecular function: SNAP receptor activity; SNARE binding. Bases 127 to 762 code for a protein of 211 amino acids. The transcript has 3 exons. Lineage: Eukaryota; Metazoa; Arthropoda; Insecta; Diptera; Cecidomyiidae.
UGUUAUUUUAAAACUGUAUUGCUUUCUGAUUCCGAAACAGUAUACAGUCUCAUAGGUGAUCACUUUUUAAUAUAUUUUCACGAACACUAACGUGAUUCUCAAUUAUUUGUUUAGUUAAAUUAAGCAAUGGAAUCCCUCUAUUUCGAAACAAAUCGCCUGAUUCAGGAUACACAAGGCUAUUUUGAACAAUUGAACAAUGCCCGAACAGACACGUCAGAAGUUGAAAGUAAUAUUUCACGAAAUAUUGCAAUGGUUAAUGCAAACUGUGAUCGUUUGGAUGUGCUAGUAUUCAAGGUGCCAGCAGUGCGAAGACCGAAUGAGAAAAUGCGGGUCGACCAGUUAAGAUAUGAUAUUCGACACUUACAGGCCGGUUUGCAAUCGUGGCAGCAAAAAAAGGAGCGCCGUGAAUUGGAACGUAGUGAAAGAGAACAAUUGCUCAGCCGUAGAUUUACCGCAAACUCAGAGACUUCAAUUGAUAUUGAUUAUUCAUUACAACAUCAUAAUUCUAUGAUGAAUGCGCAUCAAGGUGUGGAUGAUAUGUUAAAUACUGGCCAUAAUGCACUCGAAAAUCUUAGAACGCAACGCGAGAAGUUAAAGGGAGCACACAAACGCAUUUUAGAUAUUGGAAACACAUUAGGCCUUUCAAACACCACUAUGCGAUUGAUUGAGAAACGUUUGUCUGAAGAUAAAUACGUGCUCUAUAUUGGAAUGGCGGUCACUUUGCUUGUCAUCUUCAUAUUCAUUUACUAUUUUGUAUUUUGAACGAAAUUUCCAUCCAAGUUUUAACUAUGAUUCCAAAUUCUAUUGAUUUCUUUUUAUUUAUAAACGUACUUUAUUCAAUGUCUGUAAAUAAAAAAAGAACAUGUUUAAAUAUAAA